AUGGAUACCUGUCAAAGUAGCAGGAAAGUAAUACAACUGGAAAUGGAUGCGGGAGCAGCAGUAUCGAUAAUAUCGAAUAAAGAUUAUCAAAAGCAUUUUAAAAAUGAGAAGCUCACACCUACUGCUAUAAAAAUGAAAACGUACACGGGUGAGCCAUUAAAACCACUUGGGCUGUUACCAGUUGAAGUUCAAUGUGGAAAUGAAGCUGCAAAAUUGAAAUUGUAUGUGGUCGAAAAAGGGGGACCACCAUUUAUGGGAAGAGAUUGGAUCAGAGCAUUGAAAGUUGACUGGAAUGAAUGGGACAAUAAGGCACGUCAAGUAACCUUCGCCAUGAGACCAAGAAUUGGAGAAGAGUUGAAUCGUCUCGAAAAAGAAGAAAUAAUUACCAAAGUACCACAUAGUGAUUGGGGAACACCUAUUGUAGCUGUAACAAAACCAAAUGGUCAAAUACGUCUCUGUGGUGAUUUCAAAGUAACUGUUAAUCCAGCUUUGAAGAUUGAUCAAUACCCAUUCCCAAGAGUUGAAGAAAUAGGACUGUAUCGUGUAAAUAGAAUGGUUUAUGGAAUUGCAUCAGCUCCAGCUAUCUGGCAACGGGUUCUGGAACAAAUUUUGCAAGGAUUGCCUAAAGUGGCAUGUAUAUUAGAUGACAUGAUCAUCACUGGAUCAAAUGAUGAAGAUCACCUCAAGAAUGUGGGAAACGUCUUAAAGAGAUUAAAAUGGGAGAAACUUGUCAAAGCAAUUGUGGAUGCACCGCGUCCUGAAAAUGCAUCUCAAGUCCGAGCAUUCACUGAUGAUGAAGAAUAUUCUUUACGUUGCAUUUUUGAAGUAUUGCCCGUCACAAGUACGGAAAUAAGAAAAGCAACCACUAAUGAGCCAAUAUUGUCUAAAGUGGUAGAUUUGGUCCUGAAAAGUUGGCCGAACAAAAUCAAAAAUGAUGAAUUACAACCAUAUUUCAAUAGAAGACAUGAACUCAGUGUUCAUGAAGGAUGUUUAUUGUGUGGAAACAGAGUUGUAAUUCCACCUAAAUCACGUUCAAGAAUUUUAGAAGAACUACAUGAGUCACAUCCAGGCAUAGUCAAAAUGAAAGCAUUGGCUCGAUCAUAUGUCUGGUGGCCACAACUUACUAACUCAAUUGAAAAUAGAGUAAAAGAAUGCGCUUCUUGCCAGGGAACGCCAAAAAUGCUGAACUACCUAUGUGGGAAUUUCCCUCAAAUGCGUGGGAACGAAUUCAUGUUGAUUUUGCAGGACCGUUCAUGGAUAUGA
This is a messenger RNA of Styela clava, 1263 nucleotides long. The record is from RefSeq and is a predicted model, not a curated record. NCBI's taxonomy places the organism in Eukaryota, Metazoa, Chordata, Ascidiacea, Stolidobranchia, Styelidae.